AUGAAGAGGACCACUGUGAUUGCAUCCCUCUGCAUGUACCUACUGCUGGGGAGUUCACUCCUUUGCCUCUGCGGAAAGGUGAAGAAAAACAAACAAGUUAGAAACAUGCUAAAGUCACUAACCGAGAGGGUAGACACAGAUGAUGGAGAAAACGAAUAUGCCAGACUGACCCAAACACCAGUUGUAAAAAUGAACUUAUCUAAGGUAAAGUUCAAGACGAGCUUACAGAAUGUACUUGUGGAACCAUACACAGAAAGGGUUAAAGAUUUUGUAGCGAAAACGAAUUACGAAAUAAAGAUGGAAAGGGCACUGUUAGAUGAAAUAAAAAACGCUAAUCAGAACAUGGACCGAAUUGGUGAUAUCCUUUCUGCACGAGAAGGGAAGCAAAGGAAAACUCGUGAUAAUCAUAUCCUUAUCAGUAGGUAUUUCCGCUACUUAAAAGAUAAGGACGAAGAUUUUGGGUUAAGUUUUUUUCCUGUGUACAAGACGUUUAAAUCGAAUAGUUCCCAUUUUGGUGACAAUUUGAGCAGUUCUUUAUACCCACAUGAGUUGCUAGAAAUGGGUUCCAUGUCAAGUGAAAGUUUUUUAAAAAAUUCAUCUAAGCGGAUUUCCUUCCCAGAAAGGGGGGACUCCUAA
Messenger RNA from Plasmodium coatneyi, 636 nucleotides. RefSeq lists its product as uncharacterized. The record is from RefSeq and is a predicted model, not a curated record. Lineage: Eukaryota; Apicomplexa; Aconoidasida; Haemosporida; Plasmodiidae. The transcript has a single exon. Bases 1 to 636 code for a protein of 211 amino acids.